Messenger RNA from Hylaeus volcanicus, 815 nucleotides. It is a transcript of the gene RNASEK, whose product is annotated as ribonuclease kappa-B. The transcript is spliced from 2 exons. Gene Ontology annotation, molecular function: RNA endonuclease activity. The record is from RefSeq and is a predicted model, not a curated record. The coding region runs from base 173 to 463 and encodes 96 amino acids. Lineage: Eukaryota; Metazoa; Arthropoda; Insecta; Hymenoptera; Colletidae.
UUCGAGGUAUCGAUAGUUUCUUGGUUGGUCGCAGUUGGUCGUAGUUGACUGCUGUUAUUCUUCAAUGAAAAUCAUAUGACUUGUGAGGGCGUAACAAUAUAUCAGUAGUGAUACGUUCCAUGUUAGGUUACUCUAUACAAAAGUAAGAAAAAAUAAUUUCAUUUGAAACAAAAUGAAGAUAUGUGGACCUAAAUAUGCCUUAUGUGGCUUAAUAUUAUCUGUCUGGGGUAUAUUUCAACUACUACUGAUGGGGAUAUUCUUCUAUGUUAAGAGUGUAGCUCUAGUAGAAGAUCUUCCAUUAGGAGGAUCUUUUACCGAUGUUAAGGAGUUCUAUGCUGAAGCAGACAGAGGCUAUACACAAAAUGCGUAUAAUUGUUGGAUAGCAGCCUGUAUUUAUGUUCUCACAUUCCUAUUUUCAGGACAUCAAUUUUACAUAAAUUCAAGAUCAUCUCUUAGCGUUUAGAAGAAUAUUAAUAGCAUGUUGUACAACGUAUAAGAAAUAUGUAUAAAGUUAUAAAAUAAUACUGUAUUGUAAACAAAAAAGUCAUGUUUAGAAAUAUUCUAGAUCAUGUUUAAAAGUAUGUUAUAAAUAUUAAUAACAAAUUACAUGAUAACGAUGAUACAGAUAUCUUAUUUCAAAUUUAGCGAUCUUAAAAUAUACAUUUUAUGCUUUCUUUGUUUACGCAUACAAAUUGCAUACUUUUAGUUUUAGACAUCGUACAAUCAAUAAAAUAUGAUAAUUACUAUUAUUUCAUAUUAUCGUUAAGUGUAUAAAAAUGUAAAAUUAUAUUAAUUGAAUUUAUUUUCUUCUAUGA